AUGACAGAUGACUACUUGUGGUUUGAAGAGAUACCUUUCCCUGUGAUUGGUUACAGCUAUGAAGUUUUGAAAGAAGCAUGUGCUCAGUUUGUGAUAAAGGAUGAAGACACAGUAUUGGUGACCUACCCCAAAUCAGGAAGUCACUGGGUGAUUGAAAUUCUCUGCCUGAUUCACUCCAAAGGGGACACCAAGUGGAUUCAGUCUGUGCCAAUCUGGGAACGAUCACCCUGGUUAGAGACCAAUAGGGGUAAUAAAUUGUUAAAGGAGAGAGAGGGCCCAAGACUCCUAACCUCUCACCUCCCCUUCCAUCUCUUCCCUACAUCUUUGUUCACAUCCAAGGCCAAGGUGAUAUAUAUCAUGAGAAAUCCCAAAGAUGUUCUUGUGUCAGGUUAUUAUUUUUGGACUAUGACACAUGUUUCUAAGAAACCAGAGUCACUGGAACAGUAUUUUCAGUGGUUCAUGGAAGGAAACAUGCCCUAUGGAUCAUGGUUCGAGCACAUUCGUGGCUGGAUGUCCAUGAGAGACAGAGAGAACGUCCUGAUGCUGAGUUAUGAAGAGCUGCAGAAGGACCCAAGAAGCACCAUAGAGAAGAUUGGUCAGUUCCUGGGAAAGAAGCUAAAUCCAGAAGAACUGGACUCAGUCCUCAAGAACAGCUCCUUCCAGGUCAUGAAGGAAAACAAGAUGUCCAAUCUUGAAAUGUUGCUUGAAAAAUUCUCUUCUAAGCAUUUCAAAAUUACAAGAAAAGGCAUCUGUGGGGACUGGAAGAAUCACCUCACAGUGGCCCAAGCUGAAGCCUUUGAUAAAGUUUACCAGGAGAAGAUGGCGGGUUUCCCCAAAGAGCUGUUCCCAUGGGAGUAAUGUCCAAAAAAUUCUGGAUCUUUUAUGGCUACUGACAUUGU
Urocitellus parryii (Arctic ground squirrel) is the source of this 899-nucleotide messenger RNA. RefSeq names its product sulfotransferase 2A1-like. NCBI's taxonomy places the organism in Eukaryota, Metazoa, Chordata, Mammalia, Rodentia, Sciuridae. Gene Ontology annotation, molecular function: sulfotransferase activity. The record is from RefSeq and is a predicted model, not a curated record.